UUCGCUGUCGGCCUUGGCUGUGCCUGCGGUUCACCCCUCCGCACUCAAACAUGACAUUUAUUUUUUGUCUCCUCCUAGUCCGCAGUGAGUCCCAUCGUGUCCGGGGAGUGCAGUCACCACCGGGACAUGACGGCCCGCAUCUCCUUCACUCAGUGCCGCCUGGAAGCGGAGCUGGACCGAUACCGGGCCGAGUGUCAGUGGGACAAGAUCCGGGCUUUGGUGGACCAGAUGCAGGCUGCGAGGAUUCACGAAGACGAUGAUUACGGGACACUGCUGAUGGCUGAGUCAUUGCUAGAGGAAUGCCUGCAAGAAAACAUGGAUCUGUUACGGAGCACCACACCACUGAAGGAGAAAAACCAACCCAGACUAUCCCAAGCCAAAGCCCAUCUCAACACCAUUUUGAGCCGAGGCCUUUUAUCACCCAGGUACUUAAAUGAGGCUCUACUGCUGAUGGCCAAAGUUCACUAUGUGCAGGGUCACUAUCGAGACGCCCAGGGGAUGUGUGCCAGGGUCGGAUUGGAGGAACUGACACAGGAUGAGCAGCCUGUCUACCACCUCCGCCUGCUUGCCGAGGCUUUCGUCAUAAAAGGAAUGUCUCUGGACCAUCAGUCUGUUUCUGCAGUGUCUCGUGUCCGUCUGUCCGAGAGGCAGGAGGAGAGUCUGUCCUGUUACCUCAGAGCCUGCGACUCUGCGCUGUCCUACCUGCAGCAACUUGAUAAGGUUGCAACAACGGCUCACAGUAAGACCUCCAAAGGCAGCGCUCUGCCUCCACCUGCAGACAUCAACCUGGGCUUCUUCGUGCAGGCCGCGCUGCAGAGCGCUUAUCUUUGUUUACUGCACAGAGGUCAUCUAGCACAGGGUGCUCAUCAGCUGCGUCGGGUGCUCAGGGUGGUAGAAUCACAAGGAUCUCAAAGCUUCAGGAAGUCUGCAGCGAGGAAGCUGGCAGAGGUGCUGUUGAGCUCAAUGAGUGAGGAUAGUUACUGGCCCCCGCUAGGCCCCCCACCCUCAGCUUGGCUCCACAGGGAGGGAGCCGCUGCUUCUAAAGACGCCAUCUACCCCACUGUUAAACCACCUCAACGUUACACCAGUGACAGUUGCUUCUGUCCUCAGGACGUGGUCGAGGAGGCCGUGUUGUUGCUGCUCAUCGCAGAGUCCAUGGCCAGUGGUGAGGCGGUGAUCAGUCGUCUGCCGGAUCAAGCCGAGGCUCGCCAGGCCAGUCUGCAGGAUGCCACUUCUGUGUAUGACCUGCUCACCAUUGGCAUGGCCAGGAGGGGGCAGUAUGCUAUGCUGUCUGAGUGUCUGGAGCGAGCGCUGAAGUUUUCAUUCAACGAGUUCCACCUCUGGCACCAGCUGGGUCUGUCACUCAUGGCAGCCGGGAAGGGCAUUGGUGCCGUUUCUGUGUUUAAGGAGUGUGCCAAGAUGAAACCAGAGGACCCUUCAUUGCCCCUGUUGGCUGCCAAAAUCUGCAUUAGUCAACUGCACUGGCUGGAUGAGGCUGAGGCUUUGUCUCAGAGUGUUGUGUCUAUGGGAGAAGGAGCAGGUGAAUUUUUGCCCAGAGCCUACCUCGCUCUGGGACUCUGCUGCAGUUUAAAGGCUUCCGAUGCCACUGUGAAAGCUGAUCGGGAUGAGUUUCACAAAAAAGCACUCCAAGCUCUGAGCAAGGCUCAUUCUUUAGACCCCCAAGAUGUGCAGAUUGCAAUGUACCUGGCUUUACAGUUGGCCCUAGUACGUCAGGUAUCAGCAGCCAUGCAGCCAUUGCAGGAAGCUUUGUCUCUCUGUGCAGAUGACUUACACGCCCUCCACCUGCUGACCCUGAUGCUCAGCGCACAGAAGCACUACCGCCAUGCAUUGGACACCCUGUGUCUGGCCCUCAGCCAGCAUCCUGACAACUUCAAUUUGAUGUUCACUAAAGUGAAGCUUGAGGAAACCCUGUUUGGGCCGGCUGUAGCUCUCCAGACUUGUGAAGACAUGCUGCAACGAUGGCAAAGCCGUUAUGAUGUCAGUCGCUCCAGUGAGACUGAUGACAGCAGCAGUGUACCAGCAGUCGAGAGGCCAGAAGUCACCUCUGGAGCCAGGAAAACCUCCAUCCACCUCACCCUGCCUGACUUCCAGGAUACCUCCAAUGCUUCACAGAGUCCCUCAUCAGUUGCACUGUCACGUCUAGAAGCAGCACUGUCAGAGGUGUCAGACAUCAGCUCCGCUCGUCGCCAAGGACCCGCCUACAUCUGGACCACCCUCGAGCGCAUUUGGUUACAGGCUGGGGAGCUGUUCAUGGCGGAUGGUCGGCUGAGAGAGGCCCAGUUUUGCAUAGCAGAGGCGAGCACUCUGUUCCCCAACUCACAUUCUGUGCUGCUGCAGCGGGGCCUCCUGGCUGAGCUCCGGGGCCAACUGGACGAAGCCAAAAGCCUGUAUGACGAGGCUCUGGCUAUUCACCCAACAGGAGAGCGCAUACUGGUGCAAAUGGGCCAGUUGCUGGUUCGGACUGGGCGUGUCCAACUUGGGGAGAAGGUCCUGCGUGAUGCAGUUCAAGUCCACAGCACUUCCCACGAGGCGUGGAGCGGCUUGGGCGAGGCCUUACAGUCUCGUGGAUCCAACCAAGCCCCCGACUGCUUCUUGACAGCUCUGGAACUGGAGGCCUCCUGCCCCAUCAGGCCCUUCACCAUCAUCCCCAGAGAGCUGUGACGGGCCUGAAGACAGCUGCAGGCUGUGUGUUGGGGACCAGUCUCAGUCAUCA
Molecule: messenger RNA, 2734 nt
Organism: Thalassophryne amazonica
Lineage: Eukaryota; Metazoa; Chordata; Actinopteri; Batrachoidiformes; Batrachoididae
Gene: ttc7a
Product: tetratricopeptide repeat domain 7A
Exons: 20
Coding region: 127-2682 (851 amino acids)
Biological process (GO): phosphatidylinositol phosphate biosynthetic process; protein localization to plasma membrane
Cellular component (GO): plasma membrane
Molecular function (GO): protein binding
Source: RefSeq, a predicted model, not a curated record